UCAACGAUAGUGGCAUAGUCAACCGCUUGUGGACCUGCUCGGACUAGCGAGACCUGACUCCUGGUGACUCCUGUCCUGAGAGGCUGAGACAGCACCCUGGUCCCUGUGGUCCUUGGGUUGCGCCACCGCGACGCGCGCUCUCGCCGUACCUCCGUCCUAUCCGGCGUCCGCCUCCAUGGCGAGGCCCUCCUCGCCUUCCCCUCCCGCCUCGGCACGCAAGCGGUCGCGCUCUCCACCGGAGGCGGCGGCGAAGCACGGCCCCCGCCCCGCCGCGGCCGCGGCUGCCACCGCCAACGCCGCCGCUGCCUCGCCGGCGGGGUUCAUCUUUAUGUGCAACGGCGCGACGAAGCCCGAAUGCUACCGGGUGGCCUUCCUCAUCCUGCCUCCUGUCUUCCCUGGUGGAUUUGUAUUGUUGGCAUUUGGCAGGGGCCAGCAACGGAACAAAAGCCAACAACUUUGUUUUUGUGUGCAGGUCAAGUUUAAGAUUGAUGGUGAUUUCAUGCCUCUCCCUGAGAGUAGCCUAAGAAGUGCCAUAAAUGAGAACUAUGUCAAUGGGAAAUUCAACCCAGAGCUUACUGCUACACAAGUUGAGAAACUGAGGGCACUAUUUCAGCCAAUUGCUUUACUUCCUGAAUCAGCAACCCCACAUGAUGUUGAUAACAGGCCCCCAGCCCCACCUGGUGUUGAUAACUGGCCCCCACCCCAGCAUGAUGUUGAUAACUGGCCCCCUGCUCCUGGUUUUCUACCUUCUUCAGCUAACCUGGCACAACCAACUGCUUAUGCACAUCAUCCAACUCCCUAUAUUGCUCCUCCGGAUGCUAAUUCAAUGCCACCUGAAGCCUAUCCACCACCAUGUCCUUACCUGCCUCCGACUGCUCCAGGUAUGGUAACAACAACUGGGUAUGGUUAUGGAGAUGGAUAUGAAGCAUAUCGUCCAUUUCCUUCUGCGUAUCGAUAUGAGCAAGUGCCACCUUCAUGUUCUCUCAAUGCCCAAUACCCUAUGCCAUUGCAUGUCUCAGAUCCCGCUUAUUCUACUGGUCCCUACUAUGCUCCUUACCAGAAUCAUCCAUAUCCAUAUCAACAUGGUAAUGUGAAUCAUCAUUACCAGCAAAGCACAUAUGAGAGUGCCCCCUAUUAUAGUUCAGUACUGGACGUGUGUGCUUCUCAGAUUCUUCAUCAGAAUGUGGUGCACCGGGAAGUGGAUAGCGAUACUGGCACUGGCAAUGAUGGAAAGGGAGAAGGAGGAAGCACUGUUCUGGAGUCUCAAGUUGCCACUGCCGUCGGUGAUCUACACGGCGGGAGUGUCCUUCUUCCCCUUCAUCUACUACAAGACACAGGAAGUCUACAACAUGCUCAAGGGGCUUCGGCGCCAGCCCUCAAGGCGCCACGGGCGCCAAGAGUCUCCUAUCCUGGAACUGUCAGGGCGUCGGCGGGAGCCUUGACAGUCCAAAGAUGCGUCAUCUCGCCAGGCUCAUCAACUCUACGAAUGCUCAGCUGAAGGUCUUUCUGGUGGUCUAUGGCUUCUAUCUAGGGAUCAAGUAGAGGUUUCAGUUAUCGAGUCCUGUAAUUUUUAUUUCUUAGCUAUUUGCUACCACAAGCAUGUCAGGAAAAAAUUUGGUCUUGUUUGCGUUUAUGGAGACCCUCACCGUCGCCGCACAGCUUGGAUCUGGAGACAGAUUAGGCAUUUUGUAAUGAGCAAUCAAGACCUUCCUGUUAUUUGUAUGGGAGAUAUGAACAAUAUCAUGAAUGUAACUUAAAAGCUUGGCCCCAGGCCAGCGAAUCAGCAUUUAAUUUCUAAUUUCUGCUGUUUAGUUAAA
Sorghum bicolor (sorghum) is the source of this 1817-nucleotide messenger RNA. RefSeq lists its product as uncharacterized. The record is from RefSeq and is a predicted model, not a curated record. Lineage: Eukaryota; Viridiplantae; Streptophyta; Magnoliopsida; Poales; Poaceae. The coding region runs from base 176 to 1498 and encodes 440 amino acids. The transcript is spliced from 7 exons.